GCCAUGGGACAGAGUAUAUCGAUAGGUGUUUGAUGAAAUCUUGUGCAAUCAGUAAAAAUAUUUUCAUAGGGAGAAGGGAACAUAGCUGUUGAUAACUAACAAGUUACUUAACUAUUACUAUUUUGGUCCAUUUCUUUAAUUGUUAUAUAGUGAUUAGUGGUUCCACAAUCCAUGCUUGGUAGAAAGAGUUAAACGGUUCAGAGUAAAAAUAUUCAAUUAUUCACUGUCAUUGUUAUCAAAAUGACAGAUUUUAGGAUUUUUACUGAAACAUGUUGACUUGUGUAAUUUCCUAGAAUUUGAUUCUUUUGUGACAUAAUAUAAUAAUAUAUACUGAAUAAAUAACAUAAGUUUACUGCAACAUCAUGUGGAAAAGUCUUAGGCUUACUCAGUCGCAGCUUUCGAAGAUACAUUUCAAAGGAAAAACAUUGCAAUAUCUUGGUGUUCCGGCUUUAGAUACAGUCCUCAACCAAUGGUAUGAAUUUUGUCAGAAACCGCCCAAGGGUUUUGAAAAAUAUUUUCAGCCAGGAACAAGUAAAAAACACGAAAAGGCCCCAGAAAAAGAUGAUUCUCCUACCCCGUCAAAGUCUUCACCGCCGUCUUCAAAACCGAGCUCUUCGACAGACAAAUGGAAUAUAAAUAUGUUCUCUGGUGGCUCAGGAAGUAGAGGAGGACCUAACCGCGGUGGUUAUGAAGGUCAAGACCGUGAGAAAUGGAUGAUGUUUGGUGCACUGGGUGUAGUGACCUUAAUAGCUUCAAUAGCAUAUUUUGAACUUAAGUAUAGAGAAAUAAGCUGGCGCGACUUUGUUAAUCAGUAUUUGAAAAAGGGAGCAGUUGAAAAACUAGAAGUUAUUAACAAGAAAUGGGUACGUGUCCGAUUGAAUCCUGGUACUUUUGAAGGCAAAGUUAUAUGGUUUGCCAUUGGCAGUGUAGACUCAUUUGAAAGAAAUUUAGAAAACGCACAAAUUGAAAUGAGUGUAGAUCCUCCAAAUUUCUUACCUGUUAUCUAUAAAUCUGAGGUUGAAGCAUCAAGCCUAACAGGAAUGCUGCCUACAUUAUUAAUAAUUGGAUUUCUAAUAUAUAUGAUGAGAAGGUCUGCAGAUAUGAUGGGUCGGGGGGGCCGAAAAGGUGGUGGGUUAUUUGGUGGAGUGAUGGAAUCUACAGCAAAACUGAUAAACCCUACAGAUAUUGGUGUAAAGUUUCAAGAUGUGGCUGGUUGUGAGGAAGCAAAAAUUGAGAUUAUGGAAUUUGUUAACUUUUUGAAGAACCCACAGCAAUACAUAGAUUUGGGAGCAAAGAUCCCUAAGGGAGCCUUACUCACAGGGCCGCCAGGUACUGGUAAGACUCUAUUGGCUAAAGCCACAGCAGGAGAAGCUAAUGUACCAUUCCUAACUGUUUCUGGGUCGGAGUUCUUAGAAAUGUUUGUCGGUGUAGGUCCCUCAAGAGUCAGAGAUAUGUUUGCAAUGGCCCGUAAGCAUGCACCAUGCAUACUAUUUAUAGAUGAGAUUGAUGCUGUUGGUAGAAAGAGGGGAGGCCGUAGUUUUGGUGGCCACUCAGAACAAGAGAACACCCUCAAUCAGUUACUUGUUGAAAUGGAUGGUUUUAAUACCACAACCAAUGUUGUUGUACUGGCAGCUACUAACAGAGUAGAUAUUCUGGAUAAAGCUCUUUUGAGACCCGGCAGAUUUGAUCGGCAGAUAUUUGUCCCAGCACCAGAUAUCAAGGGAAGAGCUUCUAUUUUUAAAGUUCAUUUAGGUCCUCUUAAAUCUUCUUUAAAUAAAGAGAAUCUUGCUCGUAAAAUGGCUGCUUUAACACCAGGAUUUACCGGUGCAGACAUUGCAAAUGUAUGCAACGAAGCAGCUUUGAUUGCUGCAAGAGAAUUAUCUACUGACAUAAGUAUGAAGAACUUUGAGCAAGCCAUCGAAAGGGUUGUGGCAGGGAUGGAGAAGAAGUCAAAUGUGCUCCAGCCAGAGGAAAGGAAAAUUGUAGCUUAUCAUGAGGCGGGCCAUGCUGUUGCUGGGUGGUUCUUACAACAUGCUGAUCCAUUACUUAAAGUAUCUAUCAUACCAAGGGGUAAGGGGCUAGGCUAUGCACAGUAUCUCCCUAAAGAACAAUAUCUCUACAGCAAGGAACAAUUGUUUGACAGAAUGUGCAUGACACUUGGUGGCAGGGUCAGUGAAGAAUUAUUUUUUGGCAGAAUCACAACUGGUGCACAGGAUGACUUGAAAAAAAUCACUCAGAGUGCAUAUGCACAAAUUGUACAUUAUGGCAUGAAUACAAAGGUUGGUAAUGUAUCCUUUGAGAUGCCUCAACCAGGGGAAAUGGUUAUUGAUAAGCCAUAUUCAGAGAAAACAGCAGAACUAAUUGACUCUGAGGUCAGAGAACUUAUUAGCACAGCCCAUAAACACACUACUGCAUUGUUAACAGAACAUAAGGAAAAUAUUGAAAAAGUUGCACAGAGAUUAUUAAAACAGGAAAUACUUAGUAGAGAUGACAUGAUUGAGCUUUUGGGUAAAAGACCUUUCCCUGAAAAGAGUACUUAUGAAGAAUUUGUAGAAGGUACUGGCUCAUUAGAUGAAGAUACUACCUUGCCUGAGGGUCUGAAGCAUUGGAACAAAGAAAAGCAACCUGCAACACCCCCACCUGAGAGUAUACCAUCAGGUUCAACCACCAGUAAAAAUUAAUUAUGUAGUGUUUUGUUGAAUUUUAGUCAGUGUAUGUGUAAUAAAUUUACAUUAAGACAAAGCCUUUUAAUGUGUAUUUUUUUUUGUUGAAGUGUACUUUUGAAAUUAGUCUGCAAAGCUAAACAGUAUUGUUUAUUUUGCUUGAAUAAGCGUUUUCUUAAAAUAAAUAAUAUAAUAUCA
This is a messenger RNA of Leptidea sinapis, 2861 nucleotides long. RefSeq names its product AFG3-like protein 2 (gene Afg3l2). Gene Ontology annotation, molecular function: ATP binding; ATP hydrolysis activity; metalloendopeptidase activity. The transcript has 2 exons. The record is from RefSeq and is a predicted model, not a curated record. Gene Ontology annotation, biological process: mitochondrial protein processing; protein-containing complex assembly. Bases 363 to 2681 code for a protein of 772 amino acids. NCBI's taxonomy places the organism in Eukaryota, Metazoa, Arthropoda, Insecta, Lepidoptera, Pieridae. Gene Ontology annotation, cellular component: membrane; m-AAA complex.